GACUGACACAUUCAUCUCUUCUCCUCCCCCAGCUGCCUGGUGACAAGCUGUCACCUCUUUAGUUUUCAUCUGACCCAAAGGCACCUGUCACUCCUCUCCGGAGACUCCAUCCUCCGCGUUUGGCUCGAUUUCCAGGGGCUCUCUCCUACCCAGUCCCGGAUUGGGAGCUGGACGGUGCCCAUUUAGCCAGAAUGGGGAUAUCCAUCACUCCAGGUGGCCUCCUGUUACAGCUCUAGAGGCCCAUGAGGACGGACUCUCCCUCUCCCUCUCCUUUUCCCUCUCCCAGUUUGCUUUCCGGAGAUGUCAUUGUGAUGCAGAGAGCGGCUCACGGUUUCCCGGGCUGUGAGAGGCCUUUGUUGGGCCGGCCCCACCCCUUGUGUCCCUGUCCGGAGAUUUUUCCUUCUUUUCCUCCUGCCCUCCUGAAGCCAGCAGUGGGUUGCAGGACAUCUGCAGUGAAAAACGUACUUAGGGCUGCAAAGCGGCAGCUGGACCCAGAGGCGCGGUCGGGUCUCCCCCGUGGAACGGGUGCCAGCUCGGCUCUGCUCAGCAGUCCCCUGCAGAAGUUCCCGUAUCUCCGGAGAGCCCCAUGGAGGGGGCGCUGUCCGCGGCUGUGGCUUUUGCUUCUGGGCCAAGGGCUGCUUCAGCUGCCGGACUCCGGAGCCGGCCUCCUCUCUCUGGGCCACUCCCCAUGUUUCCCAGGCAGUAGGUGAUCUCCGUAGGACAUGCUGUCCACCCCCGUGCGCCCCUCUUUCUUCCACUCUAACCCAGUGGCAGUAGCUCCUUACUUGCGCCCCUCAGGGAGGCAGCUGCUCAGCCCACAAGUGUCCAGUGAGCGUGCUCCCACGUGGGAGGCUUCUGGGGAGCUCCUGGCUCCCAGCUUCGGCCUGACCCAGCCCCGACCAUUGCGGGGCGUUUGGAGAGUGAGCCAAUGGAUGUCAUCUCCUUCUCUAGCCCGCGGCCUCCAAUCAUGCUCUCCCUGCUGCUGACGGAGGAAGAAGCGGCGAUUUGCAUUCAGGCUUUCUGGAGAGCCUAUCUGGUCCGCUGCGAUCCCGAGAUUCAAGAACUGCGCCAGUGGCAGAAGCAGCUGCGCGAGGACAAGCACAUCCGCCAGCGAGUCCGAAUGUUUUGGACCAAACAAGAAAUAAAAGGUGUAUCUUACGGAUUUGGAAGGCAGAGUUACAGAGAUGGAGAUAUACACACACACAUUCCAUUUGCUGAUUCACUCCCCAAAAAGUUGCCAGAGGGGUCUGGCCGGCUGAUGUCAGGCGCCUGGGACUCCAUUUGGGUCUCCCACUUGAACCGUCCUCUGCUGCUUUCCCAGGUACAUUAGCAGGGAGCUGGAUCACCAGCGAAGCCAUCAGGACUCAAACCAACACUGCAAAUAGAGGACGCUGGAGUCACAGAGGCAGGUUGACCAGAUGUACUACAAUGCCGCUGGGGUGGGGUAGGGGAGGAGCCCACCGGCCCACCC
Messenger RNA from Oryctolagus cuniculus (rabbit), 1471 nucleotides. The record is from RefSeq and is a predicted model, not a curated record. NCBI's taxonomy places the organism in Eukaryota, Metazoa, Chordata, Mammalia, Lagomorpha, Leporidae.